Messenger RNA from Impatiens glandulifera, 1225 nucleotides. Its product is annotated as splicing factor 3A subunit 2. Gene Ontology annotation, molecular function: nucleic acid binding; zinc ion binding. The transcript is spliced from 7 exons. Bases 96 to 1070 code for a protein of 324 amino acids. Gene Ontology annotation, cellular component: nucleus; catalytic step 2 spliceosome; U2-type prespliceosome. Gene Ontology annotation, biological process: spliceosomal complex assembly. Lineage: Eukaryota; Viridiplantae; Streptophyta; Magnoliopsida; Ericales; Balsaminaceae. The record is from RefSeq and is a predicted model, not a curated record.
AAUCAUUUUUCACUGUAAAUCUGAAGCUGGGAAAGGCUCGUUGUUGAGGUCAGAGGAGGAGGGAGUGAGAGAUUUUGUGAUUUGAGAGAAGCCAGAUGGAUAGGGAGUGGGGCUCGAAGCCCGGAAGUGGUGGCGCUGCCUCUGCUCAGAAUGAAGCCAUUGAUCGCCGAGAACGGCUCAGAAGACUCGCCCUUGAAACCAUCGAUCUCGCUAAAGAUCCCUACUUCAUGCGCAACCACCUUGGAAGCUAUGAAUGUAAGCUUUGUUUGACACUGCACAACAACGAAGGGAAUUACUUGGCACAUACUCAAGGGAAGCGUCAUCAGACAAAUUUGGCUAAGAGAGCAGCUCGUGAGGCCAAGGAGGCCCCCCUUUUGCCUCAGCCCAACAAGAGAAAGAUUUCUGCUCCUAAGAAGAAUGUCAAAAUUGGUAGACCUGGUUACCGUGUUACAAAGCAGUUUGAUCCAGAUACUAAACAAAGGUCACUUCUUUUCCAGAUUGAAUAUCCUGAGAUCGAAGAUAAUACAAAGCCAAGGCACCGGUUCAUGUCAUCUUAUGAGCAGAGGAUACAACCAUUUGAUAAAAGCUACCAAUAUCUUCUAUUUGGAGCUGAUCCAUAUGAGAUAAUCUCUUUCAAGGUUCCUAGCACUGAGAUUGACAAAUCCACUCCAAAAUUCUUCUCGCAUUGGGAUCCCGACUCCAAAAUGUUCACAUUGCAGUUGUACUUCAAAGCUAAGCUACCAGAGGCAAACAAGGGCCAACAAGUGGCAGCUGCUGCUAAUAACGGUUCUGCAAUUUCUGGUGGGCCGCCUCCACUCCAAGCUCCACCACCACCUCCACCGCCACCACAAGGUGGUCCUCCGAUGAUGGGUCACCCUCCUAGAGGACCACCACCUCCAAUGGGUGGAGGAUUAGUUCCACCACCACCACCUCCUAUGGGGAAUGGGCCUCCUAGACCAAUGCCUCCCCCUAGUGGAAAUCUACCACCACCACCCAUGGGAGGCGGAGCUAUGUCAAAUUUCACUCCUCAAAUGGGAAGGCCUCCUAUGAUGCCCCCACAAGGUUUUUAACAAACAAAAAAAAUUGGGUUUUUGUUUUCAUUUUUAAUGGCUGGAUUAGACAUUGCUGUUGAACUGCUGAGAGUUACUCUGUGAAAUUAGAAUGGGAUAUGUGGAAACUAUGACUAUUUGACAUGUUUGGAUUAUAUUGAUGAAAGAGUUAAAGA